This is a messenger RNA of Siniperca chuatsi (mandarin fish), 1255 nucleotides long. It is a transcript of the gene mettl1, whose product is annotated as methyltransferase 1, tRNA methylguanosine. The transcript has 6 exons. Gene Ontology annotation, biological process: tRNA methylation; RNA (guanine-N7)-methylation. Bases 129 to 848 code for a protein of 239 amino acids. The record is from RefSeq and is a predicted model, not a curated record. NCBI's taxonomy places the organism in Eukaryota, Metazoa, Chordata, Actinopteri, Centrarchiformes, Sinipercidae. Gene Ontology annotation, cellular component: tRNA methyltransferase complex. Gene Ontology annotation, molecular function: tRNA (guanine(46)-N7)-methyltransferase activity.
AAAAACGCCGCGACUCACAACUGGUGGUAAACUAACGAGAAACAAGCGUGACUGUCUGUGAGUCGACGUUCAGAAGUGGCGACCUGUGUUUGUUUAAUAAUUACGUGUCGUCUCUGUUUUAAUCCAACAUGAGUUCGUUAAUGCCGCAGAAGCGUUACUACAGACAGCGAGCCCAUUCAAACCCGAUGGCAUACCACACGUUUGAUUACCCUGUGUGUCCUGAGGAGAUGGACUGGUCUGAGCUGUAUCCAGACAUCUUCACUGGCAGCACCUCUGAGAAGGAGACCCCCCGAGUUGAGUUUGCAGACAUUGGAUGUGGAUAUGGGGGGCUUUUAGUGGAGUUAUCGCCACUUUUCCCAGACAAGCUCAUCCUGGGCCUGGAGAUCCGAGUGAAAGUGUCAGAUUAUGUCCGGGAUCGUAUCCAGUCACUGCGUGCCUCGGAACCAGGAAGCUACCAGAACAUUGCCUGCAUUCGCAGCAAUGCGAUGAAGUACCUCCCCAACUUCUUUUCUAAAGGACAGCUCAGUAAGAUGUUCUUCCUCUUCCCUGACCCACACUUUAAGAAGACCAAGCACAAAUGGAGGAUCGUUAGUCCCACAUUGUUGGCAGAGUACGCCUACACACUGCGAGUUGAGGGUUUGGUGUAUACCAUGACAGAUGUGGAGGAAGUACACCUCUGGAUGGUGAAGCACUUCACUGAACAUCCACUGUUUACGCGUGUCCCAGAUGAAGAACUGGUCAGUGAUGUCAUUAUAAACCGUUUGGGUACCUGUACAGAGGAAGGAAAGAAAGUGCAGAGAAAUGGAGGGAAGAAUUUCCUCGCAGUUUUCCGGAGGAUUGAGGAUUGAGGAUUCAAACGAAGACCAAACAGUUUGGACUUGGAUUUAAACUGAAAUAAUGGCCUCAUGCAGUCAUCUGUACAUGGAGGAUAAUGCUGCUGUGUGGAGCUGGAGGCUGUGGCUUGUUCCCCCAGCAGAUGAGCAGUUUUUCUGGUAUUAAUGGACAAACAUUUACCCGAUGGAGGAUUCGUGUUUCAGUUUUUUCACAUAAUUUAUGCACUUCAUUCCUCGACCCACAAAAGACAGCACAAGGGAAGUAAAUCAUAAAAGGAUCUCUAUUCAGGCUAGAUUUGAAGCGUCACUGUUUAAAUUUUUUCAUUUUUAAUGAUGUUCUUCUGUUUCUUUUGGCAAACUCCAAAGUGCUGUUUUGGAUUUCCUGUAAAGCUGUAAAUUCUUUUAGUAAAACAAAAAAACAG